Ectocarpus sp. CCAP 1310/34 is the source of this 1010-nucleotide messenger RNA. Lineage: Eukaryota; Phaeophyceae; Ectocarpales; Ectocarpaceae. The record is from the annotation of a GenBank genome assembly.
AUGGAGGGCAUCGACCUCUCCGCCCUUAGCGGGGAAGAGCUACAGCAAAAAGUGGAGGAGAUCGUCCAGCAACAAGUGCAAGUCGAACUCGAAGCCAACAGGAUAAACGAGGGUGAAGUCACCUACGCCCCACCACCUGCCGGCAACCCGGUCCCACCUACCGGCAGCCAGCCAUCACCCUCCAGCCAGGGUAAAACACCUUCCUUCAACGACCCCAGCAGCGUCGCACACAUCGUGGCGCAAGCGGCCAAGGCGACAGCUGAGACCAUCGCUGAACAACAGGGCUUUGCCCGCUCAGGCACGUUACGUGCGUACGUUGUGUACUACGCCCACGAUGAUGGUGGCUACUACGAAGACUACGGCGACUACGACGACGGAUACUACGACGACGACGGCUACCACGACGCCGGGGACGCCCACUACGCCGGCGGUGGAGACAGCUACAGCUACUCCUCAGGGGAACUGGUAGAGAGGAAGGGAAUUUCGGUCUUUCACGUGCCGUCGCCGUACCGGCGUGCAGACUUCCUUACAAAGAGUUUGUCGAAGGAUGCUUUCGAGUCUCACCGUGAUUUUGUGAUGAAUUUGGCAUGAACAUUUUGUUGUUUUUUCUGAUAUGUUGUGUUUUGGUUUUGUUUUGCUUCUCGUUUUGUUUCCCGUUUUCUUUCAUUUCCCGCGCCAAGUAUUUGUUACGCGCGAUGCAGCAUUCAUAUUCCUUUGAAUUGUUUUUCUCUCUCUUAUGUUAUUCUGGUAAAGUCUUGGUGGCAUAUCGUCUGGGAAAGACGUCUUUUGGUUGAGAUAUCGGGUGUUAGCGAAGUUUUCAGUGAGAGACUGUUGCGAGCAGGGGGGACGUUAGAUAUACUCGCAGCAGUAUCUGGUCGUGAGGAUCCCAGGGGAUACGUGUUGGGAAUUUCGUGUGGAGUAGGGUACCACCGGUGCAGUCACGGGGAUCCUUUUGGCGUGGUGGUUGGUGCGAUGGAGCUUGCGUGCGUGCUGCGCACUUCUUCCCUCUC